CGGAGCCGCGGCGCGGCAUGCACGCGCGCUGAGCAACGCUGCGAAGCUGGACGCCUGCAUAUAGCUCCUACACGCAGCGCGCAGCUGCUCAGCCAAGCGAGCCAGCGCCGCCCGCGGGCGGCCCACAAACAAGCACCAUGCCAAGCGCAGCGAAGCGAUCACGCGAAGCGCAGGACGACAAGCCCGCUCCCAAGCGCCAGCGCGGCGCGGCGACGUCGAAGGCGUCGACAAGACGCGCUUUACGCGCCGCGUUAUCUCGCUAUGCGAGAGUAGGUCAGACGGCGUUAGCCGCCGUGCAACGAGCUGAGGUAUUAUCAAGACGAAUAGAAGCGCAGACGCGAGAAGUCGAGGUCGCGCUGGCGGGCAUGAUGCCCAUGGGCGCCGGCGGGCCCACGGCUUCUGCCCUAGGGCCGGACGUCACGGCGGCCCUCACGAAAGCAAAAAGACGACUCGCCUCGUCCCAACGGCCGGCGCCGGCCGAUUUAGCUUUAAGGCUAGAUGAGAAGGGCCAGCACGUCGACGCUUCUGGGAGAGUCGUGGAUGAUGAACGAAGGGUCGCUUCUCUGUUAGUCCACGAGCGACAAGAGGACCAAAACAAACCCAAAAAAGUAAACCCCUACACGAAAUACGUGCCGGACCAUGAUGGAUGUGAUGUCAAUGACGAUAGGGUUGUGACGAAGAAACGCGCGUCGAAGAAGGACCGCGCGUUUGCGUUCGUCCAGGAGGGCCACUAUGUUAAGUUAGGUGAGGCUACAAGGGCCCGAGAGCAGCAGAAGCAUUUGAUGAAUGUGCAGAAGCCCGAGGAGCUCGACGAGCAGCCGGAAGACAUCUCUGAUUUGGAUGACGAGGAGGAGGACCGACUCCCGCCGCGGUCGGAGCACUACGCUUCGGUGCCGGGUACCGAGUGGUGGGACGAGGCGUUUUUAUCUCCUGAGAGGCAAGCGAAGCGGAACACGUCCGUUGCCGAAAGGAUGAAGGACGACUACUCGAAGUGUCGGCUCGACCACAACCGGUUCCAUGGUCUUAUUCAUCACCCGUCGCAAGUGCGGGCUCUUGGUGGCGAGAAGAAGCAGCCGGCGAACAUGCCCUUCUACUUGACAGCGAGAGAUCGGAAACGAGUGAGACGACAACAGCGCGCGGAGCGAGAGCGCGAGAGACAGGACAAGAUCCAACUCGGGUUGAUCCCGCCCCCGGAGCCCAAAUUUAAACUCUCGAACUUCAUGAAGGUGCUUGGGGAGCAAGCUGUCGCCGAUCCGUCGAAAUUGGAGAGAAGGGUCAUGGAGCAGGUGCGCGGUCGACUCACAAAACACGAGAUGCGGAAUCAGGCUCGGAAGCUCACGCCCCAGGAGAAGAAGGAGAAGAUGCGGCGGAAGAUGGCCGAGGACACGUCUUCUGGGGUUGUGGUCGCUGUGUUCUAUGUCGCUAGUCUACAAAGCAGCCAACAUCGGUUCAAGAUUGACGUGAACGCGCAACAGCUAGGCUUGACGGGCGGCGUGUUGAUAUGUUCGGCACCGGAUCUGCCCUGUGCUCUCGUGGUCGUAGAAGGCGGUCCUCGCGCGGUCAAGAGAUUUUCAGCAUUGAUGAAUCGGAGAAUAGAUUGGGCCGACACUUCAGAACUCCAGGGCGAAAACUACGCGCGGAACUGGGCCAAGGAGGUCUGGAAGGGGACCACUGUCAGACGGAACUUUGCUGCUUUCAAAUUCCAGGAGUGCAAGUCGUCGCUGACGGCUAGACGGGUGCUCGAUGCGAAGGGCGUCGCGCACUACUGGGACAUGGUCGCGUCGGCGCACAAGCAGGGGCCGCCUCCUAUUGAAGAGGACGAGUCCGACGAGGACUGAGGCCGCGCGGCGUAAAACUUUUAACUCCAGG
Pelagomonas calceolata is the source of this 1869-nucleotide messenger RNA. NCBI's taxonomy places the organism in Eukaryota, Pelagophyceae, Pelagomonadales, Pelagomonadaceae. The record is from the annotation of a GenBank genome assembly.